UCCAAAGUCAAAAACUCAACAGACAGAGGAGGCAUUAGUUAAAAGCCAGAACACCCAAUCUGGUGAUUCUGCUCAAGAAUCUCCUCCAAAAUUAGAUCCCGUUCAAUCUGAAAAGGCUCAGGAAAAGACAGAUAAUUUGGAUGAACCUAAACCAGUCAUUGCUGAUCCAGAUUCUUUUCAGCCAGAGUCAAAUGAUGAGGAUUCAAAACAAAUGGAAGACUCAUCAGCAAAAGACCAGAAUCCUCAAUCAGAUCUUUCUGCUCAAAAUCCUGUUCCUGAAAAGUUAGAUCCUGAUGAAUCCCCAAAAAGUAACAAAGAGAUAGUUAACCCUGAAGAAGUUGCGCCAGAAAAAGGUUUGGGUGAUGGCAAGAAGAAGAGUGAAAAGCAUGAGGAAGAUAUUGAGGGGACACCCAGGAAUGGAUCUGAAAAUAGCCACUUCUUUGCCUACUUGGUGACCACAGCUAUUGUUGUUGCUGCACUAUACAUUGCCUAUCAUAAUAAACGAAAAAUUAUUGCUUUUGCUUUAGAAGGAAAAAAAUCAAAGAUAACCCGAAGGCCCAAAUCCAGUGACUAUCAGCGACUGGAUCAAAAGAUCUAAACCCAGAAGUUCCUGCAUGCUACUGUGUUGCAUGAGGACUCAUUUUGAAAAUGGCACAUAGCAACAUGGGCGAUGUCCAGCCUUCCAUCAGUACAGCCUCAAAGCCUAUUGGCUGUGCUACUGUGCCCAGGGGGCGGGAGCAACAAAAGUGCUUUUAAUUGUGCACAUGCACUUUGCCCAUUGUCAUGCUUCAUUUAUUCUUUCAAAGCCCUGAGCUGUUUAUUCCCCUUUCAGUGACUUGAUGUUGGACUGUUUUCUCCCACAUUAUGACGGAGAACCAAUGGACAGCGCUCUGUGUGUUUCCCCAAAUGAUGCGGUACUUACUGUCUGUCAUAUUAAUCCUAAGGAAAGUUGAAUGAGCAGUGUGACUUUGUCUCCUAGAUUCUGGGUGUUGAGUUCAUUGUCGACAUUACAAGUUUGGAACAGAGUUUAUGAAGGCUGUUGACUAUUGUCCCUAGAGAGCUCUGUUCCACCGAGACAUGUGUUGCCCGAUACACUGGUUGAAUAUCUCCUGUCUGUAGAUGGCAAUAUUGAGAAAUGGAUAUCCAGCACUGCCUGUCUUUCUUAAGUGUCAGCGUAUGUGAAAUACUGGAGUUUUAAUGCUUGGCUUAAUACUUCCCAAGUCUCGUGUUGAUCAAUUAGAUCAGUUGCUACUUUUCUGAUUGCCAGACUGUAGGUAAAAUUAUUCUGUUUGAAGGAAUGUUGACUUCGAUAUUCUUCUCCCACCAUGUCCUGCCAAGCAUUUCCAUUAAUUAAGAUCUUUCCAAUCCAUACUGCCACAUUCCCAUGAAGAUCUCAGAAGGAGAGCAAUCAUGUUGGGACUGUUGUAAUCCACUGCAAAUCUGAUGGCAAUAUGUCCUAUUCAGAACCAAAAUCUGCCAUUCUGGCAGGAGACUGACACUCACUUUUGAAUCCAGGAAAUGAAUUGCUUGUGUAAAUCUUUAUUGGUUUACCCCACCCAUGUUCAGAGUGUUGCAUUCAAUACGAGGGGCACUUGGAAUAGAUCAAUGGCAUCGUUCAUAGAGACAUGGCAGAAGAUGGUAGUUCAAGAGAUGUGUGGUACUUACAUAUUUUUCCCCACUAUCUGAACUUGGCACUAAUUGCAUCGGCAGCCCUGUAAUAUGAAGUAGCUUUUUCAUGUUGUUGCUGGCUUGAGUUUGUCCUGUGGCCUUUAUAUUCUUCUCUUAAGUUUAUGUUCUGCGUGGGAUGAGAAAGUGGAGAAAACUAAACCGAAGGUCUGCCUGAGGAUUACUUUGAUUUUGUUUCCACUUUCACUUAGUGGGCUUAAUUUUAUCCUGCAGUGAGAAGCCAAAUUGCCUUGAGUCUUCAUCAAAUGAUAGGACAUUUAACCUUCCUCCCCAACUCCCUGGCCACCAUGCAGAGUCCUUCUGCACUUCCUUUCCUUAGUUUCGGCUGGUGGUUACAGAAUAAGACAGUCAAAUAGACUUUUAUCUUUUCAGGCAGGCCAAACCAUUUCUAAAUGCUCCUCUGUAUAAAAUAUUGCCUGCAGAUAGAAACGUUACCCCCCAAAAAAAAAAAAAAAUCUUGGGCAACCUCUUAUCAGCUGUACAGGUCCUAAUUUGCAAGCAGUUUUGUUUACACAGAGAAGCAUUCAGAACGGAUCCUCUCCCAUCAUCCAGCAGCUUGGAGUGCAACCUCAUUCUGGCUCUGAAUAGACUAAGCCAGGAAAAUCACUUGAGUGCUGGAGCUUAAAAUCUAGGCCUUUAAAUUACGUAAAUGGGGGAAGUACAUUGGUUUCUUUGGAAACUCACCUGCUGACUUUUGUAUCUGGUUAAUGUGUAACCUUACACAUGACAAAAUGUCAGAAGAUCAGUACUGUGGGACAUUUCCCGGCCAUAAAAUGGCCUUUAUUUUCUUGGAACUAGCAGAUGACUGUCAAUCCCUGCAUAAAGUGUAGAUUUCUGGAGUGCAAUAGAAACUUUGGACUUAAAUUGUUAGCAUCACGGGUGGAUGAUUUCUAUCAUUGUGCAUGACAUAAAAUACUUAGUCAUUUUCUUAGUUAUGAAAGAAUUGUUGGAAUUUAAUAAAUUUUGUGGCAUUUUCAUUUUAGGCAUGAGGUUAAAGUUUAAAUAGAUAAAAGCUUGCUUCAUAUUCUUUGUGUUCAGAUUGUAAUAUUUUUUAAAAUCUCAGUUCAAUUGAGUUUCAUUGCUGGAUUGCUCUCUUGCCAAAUGUAAGUCAGCUCUCUUCCCUGUUUCAAACCACAAGUAUGUAUGUUUUUGGAACUGACAGCUUUAAAAAAAAGACACCUUAAAUGUUCAGAUUUAUUUUUUAAUCUUUGUAAACUUAGUGAACAAAAUAAAUGGAUACACCAUA
This is a messenger RNA of Python bivittatus (Burmese python), 2932 nucleotides long. NCBI's taxonomy places the organism in Eukaryota, Metazoa, Chordata, Lepidosauria, Squamata, Pythonidae. The record is from RefSeq and is a predicted model, not a curated record.